Messenger RNA from Echinostoma caproni, 1305 nucleotides. The record is from the annotation of a GenBank genome assembly. NCBI's taxonomy places the organism in Eukaryota, Metazoa, Platyhelminthes, Trematoda, Plagiorchiida, Echinostomatidae.
AUGGUUGCAACAGAACAGGAAAACAAGCGUUUGCAAAAACAGAUCGGUGAACUGACUGACAAUGUGGGCUCACGUUUGGAGUCGGAGACCGCCAAACUCCGAGAGGAGUCAGACAGAAUUUUGAUGGACAAAGAACACGAACUCAUCCUGCUAAAAGCAGAAGCUGCAGAUAAGUUAAGCGCAAUGGAGGAUAAGUGCACAUCCCUGACCAAAGCUCUGGAGCUUGCUCAAUCUGAAGUUUUCAAAUUAAAAUCGCAACAGGACAAAACGGAAGUGGGCAGCUUCUAUUUUGAACAAAGCUUAUCCUACUUCACCAAUAGUAUCCUUGUCGGGCGAGAUUGGAUUUUGCAACUGCUUCAAUCUGUGCUGAAACAUCCGGAAUACGAAGAGACAAGAGAACAAUAUUGUUGUUGCGUAGCUGACGGACAAAGUACUGCGGAACUGAAAAUAGGAGGCAUGAAAAUCAACAUAUCUGGUGGCAAGAUGAUUAUUAUCACUUCAGACAACUGUCUAUUCCCAUGCUACAAAGAGCUAAAGACAACCGGCGAGGUGAAUAAAAUCAAAGAUCUCGAAGAAGCAAUGGCUACUACUGGCUCUGGAGUUCCGUCUUCCUUGUCCACAGAAGUCGAUGAACGCAUUCGUCAAUUACAGUCUCGUUUGGAAGAAUUGGAAUCGGAUUUGAUCGAUAAAGAUAAUGAGAACAAUGUGCUCACUUCGACCGUGCACAAACUGCGCACAGAACACGAACAACAAUGCAUUGUGACCGAGCAGAGAAUCCGUGAACUGGAAGAGUCACUCGAGGUUGUUCGGGUACAAUUGUCGGGAUCACUGAAACAGCUUGACGAACAAUCAGACUAUUCGGAUAUUGCUCGAGAGUUGGCAUUGUUGCGAUCGAUCGAAUUUCCCGAGGAGUAUGACCAGUCGGGACGGGAAUUGAACAGAUCCUCAUCCAUCCAGUCGGAUGAGAGCGACGAGUUGGAUCAGUUACGUCAAUAUGAGACCGAAUCGCGCCAACAAGCACAGGAACAGAGCGAACUGAUUCGUCUGCUUGAAUCCGAUCUGUAUCGACUUCAAAAAGCCCUUAACGAACCUGGUCGCAUGGCCCAAGUAGCACCGGUAUCGGCCAGUCCCGGUCAACAUACACCGCGGUCGUCUGUUGCGGUCACUCCUGCGGUUUACGAACAUGAUAAUCUGCGGGAAAGUCAGAUGCUGGCGGAAGCUAUCGGCGAAGAACGGGAUGAUCUCGAAUGCAGUCAAACAGAACAAAUCGACUCCAUUAACCCCAAGCCAAUUGAAUCUGGUUAG